This is a messenger RNA of Salvia hispanica, 743 nucleotides long. RefSeq names its product signal recognition particle 14 kDa protein-like. Gene Ontology annotation, cellular component: signal recognition particle, endoplasmic reticulum targeting. Gene Ontology annotation, molecular function: 7S RNA binding; endoplasmic reticulum signal sequence receptor activity. Gene Ontology annotation, biological process: SRP-dependent cotranslational protein targeting to membrane. Lineage: Eukaryota; Viridiplantae; Streptophyta; Magnoliopsida; Lamiales; Lamiaceae. The record is from RefSeq and is a predicted model, not a curated record.
GAUUCGGAAAAGCGGAUAGCCCGACCCGUUAUAUAUUUCUGAAUUGGGUCAAUUGAAGUAAAAUUUCUGUUGCAAAAGAGCGAAGGAAAAAACCUCAAAUUUGACUAAGUUUCUCUCCACCAUCCGUUGCCGGAAACAGCAUGGUACGAUUACAGCCUGAUCCCUUCCUCAAUGAACUCACCAAUAUGUUUGAGCGGACUACAGAAAAGGGCUCUGUGUGGGUUACUUUGAAGCACUCUUCUGACAAGUCCAAGGUUAAGAGGAAUAAGAUGAAGACCGCCGGGGAAAAGAUUGAAUUUAAGUGCCUCAUUCGAGCUACAGAUGGAAAGAAAACUAUUUCAACAAUGGUCGGUCCAAAAGAUCACCAACGAUUCCAGUCCAGUUAUGCAACUAUCUUGAAAGCCCGGAUGACUGCCUUGAAAAAGAGGGAGAGGAAGGACAAGCGAAAGGUGGCAGAUUCCGAUAAAAAGCAGGACCAGAAGAAGCAACCCACCAAACCCUCUAACUAAACCGGUACAUGGAGGCAUUCUUGGAGCUUGUGGGGGAAGCAAAAUCGAGAUUAAGAAAGAGAGGGAAAGAAAGGAGAUGCUCCUCUUGAGCUCAUUUGGUUCUAUUCCAAUUUAGUUUGCUUCCAAACUUGAGAAUUAAAGAAGUAGGAUAGAUAGCGUAGAAUAGGUGCAUGUUGAUUUUAUCACACUUGUAGGCAUGUACUAUUUCCAUCAUCCAUGUAUUUUAUUCCUCAA